AUGCGGAUUACAGUUGUACCAGCAAGUACAAAAACAGGGGUAGCAACCAUCAAGUCGCUACUCAGCAAGCCUGUGCAAGGAAAUGCAUCAGAGAAGGGUACGCUUGAUCUAACGGGAUCUGAUGUUGUUCUCGUUAUCAUACCACCCGUCUUCGACGGUCGCGAUCUGAUCGAACAUGCGGAGAAAGUAUCUUCAAAUAUCAAAACCGCAAUCGAGCUAGCUGGCAAUGUUAAGAGACUUGUUCUACUCAGUAGUGGUGGAGCUGAAUUCAGCGAGGGUGUUGGCGAGAUCAAGACAAACAAUAAAGCUGAAGAAAUACUACGACAAACAAAAGUUGAAAGUAUUGUCUUUGUCAGAUGUGCAUAUUUCAUGGAGAACUGGACUAUGAAUCUGGCCACGCUGAAGGGCCCAGAUUCAUUCUUCUUUUCAACGAUUACCCCGGUGGACUAUAAAAUCCAAAUGGUCUCCAUCUUGGACAUUGGAACUUGUCUGGCCGAGCAGCUAACUGACCAAGCGAAUCUACGAAAGAAACUACAUAUAGUCGAAUUGCAUGGUCCCCAAAAGUACAGCCCGCUCGACGUGCGGGCUGCAUUUACACGGGCACUCGGAAAAGAGGUUGACUUGCGACCUGUGGAAAAGCACCAUCUCCACCAGUUUUAUGCGCAGAUUUUCCCUCCCACAAUUCUCGAUUACUGGGUCGAAAUGGCGAUGAGUAUCCUCCCAGAUGGCAAACUCGGCACAGAGUACUUGCUUCGCCCCCGUGGCCCUGUUCUUUAUGGCCGCACAAUUCUUGAGACGGCCAUCAAGGCGAGCUGCGAAGCAUGA
Penicillium daleae is the source of this 825-nucleotide messenger RNA. RefSeq lists its product as uncharacterized. The transcript has 3 exons. The record is from RefSeq and is a predicted model, not a curated record. Lineage: Eukaryota; Fungi; Ascomycota; Eurotiomycetes; Eurotiales; Aspergillaceae. The coding region runs from base 1 to 825 and encodes 274 amino acids.